Molecule: messenger RNA, 1314 nt
Organism: Rhodamnia argentea
Lineage: Eukaryota; Viridiplantae; Streptophyta; Magnoliopsida; Myrtales; Myrtaceae
Product: GDSL esterase/lipase At5g45910-like
Exons: 5
Coding region: 157-1263 (368 amino acids)
Molecular function (GO): hydrolase activity, acting on ester bonds
Source: RefSeq, a predicted model, not a curated record
UUCUUCCAUCUCACACUUCUAUUAUAAGAGGAGGGCGCGAAGAACUGAUUAAACCGCCUUCAGCUAUUUAAGCUACACCUUGAAGGCCCCAAAUCUCACCAAUUGGAAAUUAGCAUCUCCAAGAUUUCCUUCUCUCGAAAAUAGCCAGGAGUUGCCAUGAAACAUACCGCAAUAAUCUUGAUCCUUCUGCAAUGUUGCCUCGCUUUGAAGACCAACUCGACGAUCCUGCAUAAGUACGAGUCGAUUUUCAACUUCGGCGACUCUCUGAGCGACACGGGGAACUUCAUCCGAUCCGUGGCGGGACUUCCGGUCGUGCCAAAGUUUCCCUACGGCAAGACCUACUUUGGGCACCCGACUGGUCGUUUUUCCGACGGACGUCUUAUAAUUGAUUUCAUUGCGGAAGCAGUUGGGUUACCGCAUCUGAAGCCAUAUCUUGAGGUUGUCAACAACGGCUCAAUUGAUGCUCGUCGUGGAGUUAACUUUGCAGUUGCUGGUGCCACAGCGCUUGAUCCCACAUUCUUUGCAACUCGAAAAAUCCGGACGUUUACAAUGACGAAUAAUUCCUUAAGCGUUCAGCUCGACUGGUUCAAGAAACUCAAAUCUUCACUUUGCACUACUCAGCAGGAUUGCAAAACAUAUUUCAAGAAGUCAUUAUUUCUAGUGGGGGAGAUUGGUGGAAACGACUACAAUUUUGCUUUCGCCAAUGGUGCAAACUUUGAGCAGCUCCGUCCCAUUGUGCCAAUUGUUGUUGGAGCCAUCACCAAUGCCACCAGCAUGCUCAUCGAAGACGGGGCGGUGGAGUUGGUAGUGCCAGGGAUCUUGCCGAUGGGUUGCAUGACGUCGUACAUAGCGACUUCUCCGCUCUUGGACAAAGACGAUGUUAAUACGACAACUAGUUGUCUCAAUCGUUAUAAUGAAUUCGCACGGUACCACAACGGUUAUCUUCAGCAAGAGUUGCAGCAUUUGAGACAAAAACACAGCCAUGCAAGGAUUAUCUAUGCUGAUUAUUAUGGAGAUUCCAUGCGUCUCUUUGAAUCACCAAAACAGUAUGGUUUCAGUAAAUUAAUACAAGUAGCUUGCUGUGGAGCUGGUGGGCCAUUAAAUUUCAACGUCUCGAUGAUGUGUGGUUCCAGCUCCCAUACGUGUACAGAUCCAUCAGCUUUCAUACAAUGGGACGGAGUUCACUUGACCGAGGCGGCGUAUCGGCACAUGGCCACGGGAUUACUGGAUGGUCCCUUCACUUCUCCACGUCUCGUUGCCUAGAAGUCUGAAGGGGACAGUGCAUCGAGCUUCGAUUCUGAUGUCAAAGAUGAA